This is a messenger RNA of Penicillium hordei, 612 nucleotides long. RefSeq lists its product as uncharacterized. The coding region runs from base 1 to 612 and encodes 203 amino acids. The record is from RefSeq and is a predicted model, not a curated record. NCBI's taxonomy places the organism in Eukaryota, Fungi, Ascomycota, Eurotiomycetes, Eurotiales, Aspergillaceae. Gene Ontology annotation, molecular function: O-methyltransferase activity. The transcript has 3 exons.
AUGAACCCAGAAGACGCCCACGCGUUCAACGUAACAAUGCGCAUUAACCGUCAGGUAGAAGGCGCACAGUGGUUUGACAUCUACCCCGUCGGAGGAAAACUGAGUCUAGUAGAUAUCGGCGGCGGAUUGGGACACGAUCUUGCAGGUUUGAAACGUAAAUUUCCCAAUCUUCCUGGUCGCCUGGUUCUCGAAGACCUAUCGGAUGGUAUCGAGCAUGCGAAGGAGUCGAUUGAAGAUGGCAUUGAGGUUGUCGGGUACGACAUGUUCACUGAGCAGCCGCUGAAGGGUGCCAAGGCGUACUAUUUGCGUACUGUGCUGCAUGACUGGCCGGAUAAGCAGUCGCUGAUGGCGCUUGCCCGUGUUCGGGAGGCUAUGGCUGACGACUCGGUGCUGCUGAUUAAUGAGAAUACCUUGCCUGAGGUUGGCGCGUCGAGCUUGUCGGUGUCGUUGGAUAUUAGCAUGAUGGAUAUUUUUGCUUCUUUGGAGCGGACUGAGAAGCAGUGGGUUGAUCUGCUGGAGCGGGCUAGCUUCAGGGUAGUCAAGGUUUGGCGCGCUGACUAUGAUGGUAUCGGAUCGAAUGCAUUGGCCGAGGCUGUCGCUUGUCAACUAUAA